This is a messenger RNA of Solanum tuberosum (potato), 1368 nucleotides long. RefSeq names its product putative late blight resistance protein homolog R1A-4. The record is from RefSeq and is a predicted model, not a curated record. NCBI's taxonomy places the organism in Eukaryota, Viridiplantae, Streptophyta, Magnoliopsida, Solanales, Solanaceae. The coding region runs from base 1 to 1368 and encodes 455 amino acids. The transcript has a single exon.
AUGGAGAUUCGUGUAUCGAAGAUGAUGAGCUCAUGGAUAGCUGAGCAAUUCAUAAAGGCAACAAGCGAUAAAAGGUUAGAAGUUGUGGCAGAGGAGUAUGUGCAAGAGUUAAUGGAUAGGAGUCUAAUUUUGGGUAAAACUCGAAAGCCUAAUGGAAGAUUCAAAACUUGCAAAAUUCAUGAUCUUCUUAGGCAGUUGUGCAUAAGAGAAGCUCAAAUUCAAAAUGUUGUGCAUUUCCCUUACAGUGAUCAUGUUUCUACUUACUCAGAUGACAUAAAUGAUCGUAGGCGUGUGAUGAUUCCUUUUCUGAUUGAGGAUUAUUUUUGCGAUCAUCCAAGUCAAAUGAGUGGUAAGAUUACAACCCGCAGCUUGAUCUUUAUGGGAGCUGGUAGAUCUUAUCUAGUACCUGAAAUAAAUCACUGGCCUGAUAGUAUUUCAGAUUUCAAGCUACUUAAGGUGUUGGAUGCACGUGAAAUUGGCUACGAUUUCUCUCAUAUUAUACCUCAACUUGUUCAUUUGAGGUAUGUUGAUGCAAGAAUUCAGGAUCCUUCUUCACUAGCCAAGUUGUGCAAUCUACAGACCAUAAUUAUUUAUUCAAGGAUAAAUAUUGUGCAGCUCCCGGUGGAGAUUUGGACAAUGUCAGAGAUAAAACAUGUGAUUAUUGAACAAAUGGAUAUGCCUAAUCCUCUUAGUAUUGAAGAGCAACAACCUUUGUUUCUGAAUAACUUGCAAACACUUGCUCUCGAUUCCUCGCCUUUUUUGGCAGAAAUCCUAAAGAGAACACCCAAUGUAGAUAAGCUGAAGAUUAGAGCUGCUAAUACACAUAAUGAGUGGUCUGAUUUUGUUGAUUGUCUCAUUAAUCUACAGAGGCUGGAAAAGCUAAGUAUAACAGCAACAGAAGACAACAGUCCGCGCAUUCUGUCUAGUGCUUUUUGCGCGCCUAAUCUAAAGCAUUUGAGAUUAGCUGAAACUUCAUUGCCUUGGGAAGAUAUGGCUGUGCUGGCUAAUUUACCCAAUCUUGAGGUGCUCAAAGCAGAUCAUGCAUUCACGGGAACAGAUUGGGAUCUAAAUGAAGAUGUUGUGUUUCAAAAACUAAAAUAUCUACGAAUUAAGAGGGCAGAUGAUCUGGAAAUGUGGGAAGCAGCUAGUGAUAGUUUCCCGAUGCUUGAGCAACUAGUCCUUCAGCAUCUCGAAGAACUAGAGGAUAUUCCACAAAGUUUUGGAGAAAUAAUGACACUAAAAUUAGUCCAAGUGAAAUAUUGCAGUCCUACAGUCGAUGAUAGUGCAAGGAAUAUUCUAGAAGAUCAACAAAGCUGGGGAAAUUAUGAGCUUCAAAUUAUAAUUGUACCAUCUUUACAAUACAUGUAA